AUGUCGCCAAUUGAUCAUCACACUGGGGACAGGAUUGACUGGAUGGAUGGACUGGAUGGAUGGACUGGACUGGACUGGGCUGCACUGAUGAACUUGCUUGGACCCUCUUGUAUUUUGAUUGUGCCAGGCAGAAGGGAGUACGGAGUACAAAAGCAAAAGAUCCUGUUCAAAGGAAUCGAGCGCCGGGACGGAACGGUCUGCUUGGAUCGAUGCACAUGA
Molecule: messenger RNA, 219 nt
Organism: Pochonia chlamydosporia 170
Lineage: Eukaryota; Fungi; Ascomycota; Sordariomycetes; Hypocreales; Clavicipitaceae
Exons: 1
Coding region: 1-219 (72 amino acids)
Source: RefSeq, a predicted model, not a curated record